Lachnellula hyalina is the source of this 1665-nucleotide messenger RNA. Its product is annotated as putative transcriptional regulatory protein. The transcript has 2 exons. Gene Ontology annotation, biological process: regulation of DNA-templated transcription. NCBI's taxonomy places the organism in Eukaryota, Fungi, Ascomycota, Leotiomycetes, Helotiales, Lachnaceae. Gene Ontology annotation, molecular function: DNA-binding transcription factor activity, RNA polymerase II-specific; zinc ion binding. Bases 1 to 1665 code for a protein of 554 amino acids. The record is from RefSeq and is a predicted model, not a curated record.
AUGUCAAGUGCGCCAAGUACCCCAGAUCUUCCCCGGGAUAUGGUUUCAAAAUUCCGGAACAGUGGUCCGAAAUCUCGGGCUGGGUGCAUCACCUGCAAGAUUCGUCGUGUCAAAUGCGAUGAGAGGAAGCCUUGUUGUGAGAAAUGUGUUUCGACGGGGAGAACAUGUGAUGGAUAUACGCCCCCCAAGGAACCGAACCCGAAGAAAUCAAAGCGAUCAAAAAACAACUCAGCUACCGAGUGCGUGCUACUCGGAGGUGUCGAGUCGACUUCAGUCAAUACCUAUGUUCCAUCCCUUGAUCUCCAAGCAAGCUGGCCUGAGCGCCGGAGCUUCCACUACUUUCGCUCUCGAAAUCUUUCGAGCAUGCCCGGGAACUUCGAACCGUAUCUCUGGGACAACCUAGUCUUACAGUUCUGUCACGUGUACCCCGCAGUACAACAAUCACUCAUUGCUUUGGGUGCAAUAUACGAGGAGCAUGAAAGGCGUGGCAUGGCGCUGACGACUUCUACCUCGUCUGAUGAGAAUGUGUUAAAGCAAUACAACAUAGCUGUGAAAGGUCUAGUUGACUAUCUUUCCUCAGCAAAUCAGGAUCCUCGCGUGACUUUGAUCUCGUGCCUGAUGUUUGUGUGGAUUGAGUUCCUACAGAGGAACCUAGAUUCAGGUUUCCGACACUUGAACAGCGGCCUUAAGAUCUUGCAAGACUUGCGAGGACCCCAAAUACCAGGGAAAACUUCUCCCGUGAAUGACGAGGCUAAAGAAGACAUCUAUGGAGCCCUGAAUCGCUCCUUCACAAGGCUUAGGAUACAAGCUGCCAUGCAUGGCAGCACCUCUGCCGGUCUAACAACCUCAACCACACGAGCCUUGGAAGCCGUUGGAUUGAUCCCACAUAAUUUUUCAAAUAUCUAUGAGGCUCGAAUAUGUUUGGACAAUGAAUACAAUGCCAAUUUUGGUUAUAUGAGAACACUUCGCGAUGGGGAUAGAUAUUCGAGGUACGAAAACAUGAACGAAGCAACCAUAAAUUCGAUCCGGAUAGCUCAUCUCCAAAGACUUGAGCAGUGGAAACAAGCUACUGGAGCGAUGAUGGCGGGUUCACUUCAACCGUAUGAUCAGACUUUGGAGUCGGGUUGUAUGUACCUCGAGCUGUAUUACAUUUUAAUUACCAUAGCACUCAAGGCGCUGUUAGGAGGCGAAAUGUGUUUUGACGACCACACUAUGGACUUUGAGCGGAUUACAACUCUAUGUGAGAGCCUCAUCCAUGAUCAUCGUCAAGGAAAGCCACCGCCGUUAUCAUUUGACAUGGGUGUCAUACCUCCCCUAUUUUUCCUCAUACUGAAGUGUCGACUCCAGCCAAUUCGUCAAAAAGCCUUGACUCUGUUGAGAUUGGCGCCUGAGCAAGAAGGGAUGUUCCCUCGUGACAGUGCUCUGAAAAUUUGUGAGUGGAAGGUUGCGACGGAAGAAGCAGGAAGAGGCGACUUGCCAUUCGAUCAUUUACUGCCCGAGUCAGCUCGAAUAUAUCAAGAGCACAUAGCGACGAAAGAAAAUUGGGGCGGAGGCUCAGUAAUGUGUAUACAGUACAGAAAGGGGCCUCCUCGCAAUGAUGACUUUGAGAGUGUAGAGCUACCUGUCGAUAUGGAAAUGGUUCAAGGAAUGGGGAAUAUGCUAUAA